GUAAACAAUUCGGUUGGGCUUCGCUUGAUUUUAAGCUAUUGCAAUGGAGUGCAGAAAUGAAAGUACUACUGAAUUCGAGACAUUCGCCAGUGUAUCGAACAAUCAAAGAGCAAAGGAAGAGGGUGAAAUGAGCAAAGAGAAUACCCUCCACCUAAUAAGCCUGGUUAAAAGUUUUGGUUGCUUAUGGAACGAAAAGGAUCCAGAUUUCGAAAAUGACCUAAAGAAGACGGAAGCUUGGGAAAUAAUUUCCCAAGCAAUGGAUCGCCCGACACAUAAGCUGAAACAUAAAUGGGAUAGCAUGCGAAAUUGUUUCGUUAUGUGCCAUGCCAAACAUUUGAGCAACAUUAUAAAACACAAGUGGUUCGCCUACAGUGCUUUGCAGUUUUUGGACAGCAAGUUAGCGAACGAUAUGCUACAGCAAAACCAACAUACAAUCGAAGAGACCGACGUUGAAAUAAUUGACGAGCUCGUGAAAAGUAUAACUAAAGAUUGUUCUUUGCAAUUGAUCAACCUCAUAAAAAAAUAUGAAUGCCUGUGGAACAAAAAGCGACCGGAAUAUAAAAACUUAUGUAUCCGGAACGACGCUUGGAAAGAGAUAUCCUACACGAUGGGUUAUGCACCGAACGUUUUGAGAGCUAAAUGGCAGAAACUACGUAACUUUCAUCGUUCAUUCACACACCGAUUGGAGAAGAAACUGAAAGAUGGUGUAACACCUUUGAAAAGGCCGUCAUGGUAUGGCUUUGAUGCUAUGGGCUUCCUUGCCAAUUCUUACGAAAGUCCUCCAAAAUGGAUAAUCUUUUUAAGUGACAACUAUAAUUAUAGUGACAGCGAAACGGAAGAGGAUAAUCAGCUAGAGCCUGAACAGAUGUCAACAGCAAAUGUUGGUGAUUGUUCACCAAGUCCCAAGAGCGCAGAUAAACCUACGGUCGAAAAACUAACGACAGUCACGUCACAAAUCGAAACGAAACCGCAAAGCCACUUGGAUGUCCCGAUUUUCAACGUAAAACACUCACCACCGCGCGUGCAAACAUUCCUUCGUUCAAAACGUUCGGUGCAAGACCCAUUACGAAUCGUACGUAAAGUUCCGCCACAGUUGGGACAAACAGUUACUUCGGUCACAAACCAACCGUCUAUAAAGUCGUUUUUGAACUUGUUAGAGCACGAACUGAAUGCACUUUCUGAAGAUUAUGCUACAAUGGCUCAGGUGGAAAUUUAUCGGAUUGUAGGAGAGUUCAAGUUGAAGGAUGUUAGCAGACGACAAGCAAGAAUCCAGGUACAAAAGCUACACGUGGAUAAACCACAGCCAGUGAGAAUACUCACUGUGCAAAAAAUUCAAGCCCAACCCGAUAUUCCAAUUGAGAUAACUCCGGAUCUACCGACUGAGAUAAAAAGUGAACCUCCAAGUUGAAACGAAAUGGAUACUGACUGUUUUAACACGUUCCGUACCGCGUCACCCAAAAAUGGGUGACAGCAGUUUUAGUUCUAAAAAGUUUUUGACCCAUAAAUAAAUGAAAAUGCA
Messenger RNA from Anopheles coustani, 1519 nucleotides. RefSeq lists its product as uncharacterized. Gene Ontology annotation, cellular component: nucleus; transcription regulator complex. Bases 44 to 1408 code for a protein of 454 amino acids. The record is from RefSeq and is a predicted model, not a curated record. The transcript is spliced from 8 exons. NCBI's taxonomy places the organism in Eukaryota, Metazoa, Arthropoda, Insecta, Diptera, Culicidae. Gene Ontology annotation, biological process: regulation of transcription by RNA polymerase II.